GUGCAAAGUCCUCCUGAAUGCGCUGUCUGAACCUGGGAGGAAAGGAGGAACUAGCUUUGGGGACACUGGGGAAUCCAUCCGACUGCCGUAAGGGAAGGGGAAAACUGAGUGGAUGCGUCCUCACGUUGUACUGCCCUGAGAUUUUGCCAAGGCUUUUGGAGUGUCUUGGAGCUGAAGCCACCUGUUGGGAAGGAACAUGAGGUUCCCUUGGAGAUCAUUCAAGAGGAAGAUGGAAGGAGCCAUUUAAAAUCGAGUUAAACUGCAGGCUGCAAGACUGGGGCCUGAGGGCUGGCAGUGGAAAACUCUGUUGGGCUGUGAUCUCUCACUGAAAAGUCCCGCGUGCCUUUUUGCUUCCUGCAAAAGGAAGGAAGACAAGGAGGAGACCAUGUCCAUAGCCUUGAAGCAAGUAUUCAACAAGGACAAGACCUUCCGGCCCAAGAGGAAAUUUGAACCUGGCACGCAGAGGUUCGAGCUGCAUAAGCGAGCUCAGGCAUCCCUCAACUCGGGCGUGGACCUGAGAGCAGCUGUGCAGUUACCCAGCGGGGAGGACCAGAAUGACUGGGUGGCGGUGCACGUGGUGGACUUCUUCAAUCGCAUCAACCUCAUCUACGGCACCAUCUGUGAGUUCUGCACUGAGCGGACCUGCCCCGUGAUGUCAGGGGGUCCCAAGUACGAGUAUCGGUGGCAGGAUGACCUCAAGUAUAAGAAGCCAACUGCACUACCAGCUCCUCAGUACAUGAACCUGCUUAUGGAUUGGAUUGAAGUCCAGAUCAACAAUGAGGACAUAUUUCCGACAUGUGUUGGGGUGCCCUUCCCAAAGAACUUCCUUCAGAUCUGCAAGAAGAUCCUGUGCCGUCUGUUUCGGGUCUUCGUCCACGUCUACAUCCACCACUUUGACCGGGUCAUUGUGAUGGGGGCAGAGGCGCAUGUCAACACCUGCUACAAACAUUUCUAUUACUUCGUCACGGAAAUGAACCUCAUAGACCGCAAAGAGCUAGAGCCCUUGAAAGAGAUGACAGCCAGGAUGUGUCACUAACAUCCCACCUCAUCUACCUGAAGAAAGGAACAGUUUCUCCCAGGAGUCCCCGUGGGACAGGAAGUGGCCCUCUCUGGCUGAAAUGGUCCUUGCUUCCAGGAGCAGGAAAGCUGGAGCCCCACAAGGACUUCUGAAAGAUGUCUCCUACCCACUUCGUGUGCUCUUAACCCUCUAAGUGCUGCUAGCCAGGGCCUGUGGGCCAGGCAGACCACAGCAUGAAGGACCAGCCUUGACCCCUUAGGCUGAGGAUAGUGCAGGAGUGGCCACUGCACUUCCAAUCACGUCACGCGUGGCUGUGGCCUGCCCCCUAGGCUUCACUGGAAUUCAGGUUUUGAGACUGAGAGGUCUUUCGUUGUUCUUUUCGCUUAUGUCUUAUCAGACUUCUUGACUAACAUCUCUGUCUUUGAUGUUUCUAAGAACCAAUCAAAUUUGGGGAAUACCAUUUUCCUAUCCCAUUUUCCUAUCCCACCUCUCCUUGAGUCCCUGCAGGCCCAGGUUCUGGGCCUGUGGCUUAACCUUGUACGGGGCUUGAAGCUGGGAGGGGCCUGCAGUUCUGUUGGCGGCACCCAUGGCAUUUCCCUCGUGGGCUGUUUCACCAGGGACCAUCUGAUGGAGGACAUGAUCUGUGCCCCCUACAGGCCAUUCAUAUGCUAACCACUGGGAAGAGUCUGGAAAUAAACUGGUGCGUUACCAGUUUGCCCUGGUCAGGAUGGAUUUUUGUAGCCACAGUCCAUCAAAGAUAUACUUUCCCAUUUCCCACAAGAGAGAACUAAAGUCACAAAUGACCACUGGGGUCCUUGAGCCAGAUUUGUGCAGUGUUUGUUCUUUAUUGAGGAGUAGUGAGUCCUGGCUGACCAGACAUUUUAUAAUGUUAGGAUUUCAGUGACAAGACAAGACUGUUGAUAUUUGGGAUGUGUAGAUCAAUACACUUGACCUGUAGCCUUCCCUACUUGACCUCAGAGCUUCUGAACUCAGCCAACGUUUUCCCUCCUCCCUAGUCUCCCUUCUUCUAUUCCUGUUUUCCCUCCCCAUCCUCCCCUUCCCUCUCCAUCUCUUCUUCAAUCUCUCUUCUCUCUCAUCUCCACUCUAUUCUCUACUCUGUGUGUGUGUGUAUGUGUGUGCAUGUGUGUGUGCACAUGUGUGUGUGUGUUUUUCUCUUGCCCACUGUCCUUCCAUCUCUUGUGUUCUAGGAAGACACAGAGUUGAUUUCUGUGCAGUAGUUGUGCUACGGUUGCUAAGGUGUUCCUCAAAGCCAAGGCUUUCCUUCCGGCCAUCAGAAUAACCGUUCUGUGCGUUCCUGCUUUUGGAAGCUUGGGGAAAUGAAAUGUUGCCUUCUCUGAUUCAUUCACAAAGCUGUGGUUCUGACAGCUUGACUAAGAAGUACUCAUACUUCCCACGACGUUUGAUUUUUAAUAAAGUAUCUGUUGGUGGAGGGAAGUAGAUAUGAAUGUAUUCUUGCAGCUAAUGUAAUAACAGAAGAUGACCAAGCUAGUCUGAUGUUACUUAGUAUCUCUAAUAUGUUAAAGCCAUCUGUGACUGCCACAAAAUCCUAGAGAGCAUGGCAUCUUUGCCUAAUGAUGAAAAGGCUGACUAUAUGGAGUACAUAAUGGGACCAUGUUUAGGACAACCCUCACUUCCCGUCUCGUGGAUGCUGUCCUACGAAACCCAACACUGCUAACGUCUUUUUGUUAUUGACUUGCUCUGAUCUACAGGAACUUUUUAUUUUCUCUUGAAGUAACUUUUAGAGACCAAGAUGGGCCUAGAAGCAUAUCUGGCUAAGGGUCCAGAGAAACAAAGCCCUGACUUCCUGACCUGUGCAGGAUGGUGACUGUGAGAAUUGGCUGCCUUGGCCUUGAGGUCUCUGCUGCUUUGUACCUUGAACAACCACAGGGCUCAUGCAGCGAGAGGUCGAAUAAGUGCCUGCAUUUCAGUAGUGCCUAGCCAAUGGGGAAGCCUGACGCUGAAAACAUUUGACAUUUAUUCCUAAUUAUUUUCUCUCAGUUUUCUGUGUAUGUGAAAUUUCUAUCCACCUUAAAAAAUCCAAUUUUUUUUUAACUUCUUAGAAUGGCAUUCUCUGGCUUGUAUUGUUAAUUGCACUAGUCCGCUCUUGGAGGAAAGUCUAGUCAAUUGCUCUGCUUUUUAGAAGGAUGAGGUGUUCAUAUUUCUACAAAACUUUGUUUGGCUGAUUCUAAAGAAAAAUCAUCUUGGGCUGUUUUGAAGCCUUUGGCCUAACUCCAUACGUCUGUAUUGUGAACAGACAAUCCCUGCAGCCCCUGGGACAGCACAGGCCUGCUCUGUCUUUUAACCUUCUUCUUCCUGCUUUUCUGCAUUUGUUUUAACUUCGGGAAAGUUCACAGUUGAAUGAUUGCGAGCACCCUAUCCUUUAAGUAUAGCAAGUGCUAGCGUAUCACCUCGUUUCUUUCUCACCAUAAAUGUGCUCAUUUCUGAGCCAUCAGAAAACCAAGCUGCAGUCAUCAUAAAGCUUUGAAAUACUCUGUCACCCCCUCCUGUUAGUAAUGAGGACAUUAUCCUAUCCGUCUUCAGUGGCAUCAGCUCCAAGAGCCUGAAAUGGAUAUUCAAAUUCCACCUCAGAAGAUUCUUUGUCAUUGAUUUGCCUUAAAAAAAAAAAAAAUCUAGGAUGUAAUCAAGAACUACACGUUGUAUCUAAGUGUCACUGUCUUCAUUUCCAUUGACAGAUGAUCAUUUCCUCUGUGUGUGUCUGUGUGUGUGUGUGUGUGUGUGUGUGUGUGUGUGUGUGUGUUCUUUCGUAAUGUAUGUGACUGACAUUCCUGAAGAACCUAAGCGCUGGUUUGUUUAUGGGGUGUGCCCAUAUUCUGGAGGCAGUGAUGAGGGUAACAAUGUUCACAGUGAUGAGACACCCUCCUUGCAUCACAUUAGAAAAUGUGAACGUCCAAUCGAAGACUAAUCAGUGGGCUCAAGGUUAUCUGCCUGGACCAACCAAGUUGCAUAAUUCGUCGUUAAGCUCUGGGAUUCGAUACACGCACCAUUUAUAGAAUAUGAAGCUCAACGUGUCUACUUCACUUCUCAGUGUUCUAUCAGAGGUCCCCAGUCCCCAAUAUGAAAUCCCUUGCUGUGGAAGAUGAAGACGUGUAAAAGGAGUCCGACCUUUCCACUUAAGAUGAAAAGGAGCAGGAAUUUUUCAUUUGCAAACGAUACAUACGAAUGCUGAUUCAUGGACAUGUGAUGAUCCAGAGGCAAAGUGCGUGUGUGUGUGUGUGUGUGUGUGUGGUGUGUGUGUUUAUUUUAGUGAUUUCCCAUUCAGACAGACCCAUAGUUUCCUCGUUGAGCUCAGCUCAUGUAUUAUGAGACAGUGUCCUGACUGUCUCAUAGUCCUGACUAUCCUGAAACUCACUGUGUAGACCAGGCUGACCUUGAACUCACAGACUUCAUCCUGCCUCUGCUUCCUGGAGUGCUGGGAUUAAAGGUGUGUGCCACCAUAUCCAACUGCUCAUAUGUUCUUGUUGAGGGUGAGGUGACUACUAAUUAUUUGGGGGAGGCAAACAUCUUAACUUUCACAGUAGGUUGUGCCUCUCCAAAAGAGGUGAUUAGGAAUCGGAUUUUUUUUUAAGAUUUUGAUAAUUUUAAAUAGACAACAUAUCCACAAGUCUGGGCACACUCUGAGGUCACAAGCCUUACAUUUUUGUCCUAAUAGAUACUGAUAUCAACCAUCUAGUGAGAUAUCUUCAAUUUGCCCUCUGGGGUAACGGUUUAAACUGGGGACACACUGGAGAAACAGAACCUUAGUUCUUCCAUUUCUGUCCCCCAGAUGACCUCCAAGCCCCUCAUCCGGGCCUCCUUUGCCUCUGACUUCCUACUGUGUUCAGCCAAAUCGUGGCAGCAGGACCAACAUUCUUCCUAAAUCUAGACUAAACUGCGGAUCUCGAUUCUUUUUCUGCUUCUUAGGCUGUUGCUCUUCUCUUCCUUGAAUGUUUUCUUAUUUCUUUCCUCAGAGUUAGGAUGAAUGGAGGGAACUCCAGAGAUCCCUAAUUUAUCCUUCCUAUUCCCCAACCAUGCCGCAACAUUCCAGGUAGACCCUGUUCUCCUUUCACAGGUAGCCAGGCUUAGAAGGUCUACAGAACCCUCUGUACGACCCACAUGACGUCACAGCCAUAGAAACCUUCCAUCCAAGCGGAGCCAGCUAGUCCCUUUGAGCUCCAGCCUGUCUCACACCUUUUAUUUAGGAAGGUCCAGGGACUGUUCAGCAGCACCAGUAAAUGCUAAGGGCUGAGAGUUUCGUUUGCACGGUCAUGAAAUGUCCGAAGACCAGUGGUCCUUCAGCCUGCCUUCUCAGCGACGCAGUCGUGGCUCCUCUCAGGCGCUUUGCCAUCCUCCCACUAAGAACUAAGCUAGAAGCCUCCCCCCAAAGCUCUCCCUCUGUCUGUGUUAUAGACACCCCACACUGUGAAUCUGAUAAGCAAUUAUCUCAUGCCUUCUCCAGGUCCUGCUGUGUUUUCCCUAGACUUGGCUAUAAGAGGAAUCUUGGGGUUUUCUUACCUAUUUCCGUUGACCAUAUGAAACUCUAACUAGGUCAUGUUGGGCAAUUCCAAGUUUCCCUUCUCCCUGCUUUUAAUAUCCUUAAUCAUAACACACUGGAUUUGGUUGAAUUUUUCCUUAGCUGGAAAACAUUAAGGGAUUUGAUUUAUGCUGGUCCACGCUUAGUCAGUCCAUCGUCACGGGUGAAAACACAUUGCUUCCAAUAAUCCCUCGGCAUGAGGAAAAGAAUACAGCGUGUCUUCAAGAAAUGGCAAAGACAUCAUUUGGGUAAUAUUGUCAUUCUGGCUUUGAUUAUUUUGGUUUUGAAGAAACUGGUAAUUCCUGUCUAGAACUAGCCAAACAAAGUAUAUUUUGGAAGUAAUGACUUCUUCCUGGUUUUAAAAAUGUUUAGCAGAAAAAUUUUAUAACAAGCUAUUUUCCUCUGGGCAAUAUCAAAUAUGGGUAAAAAAAAUUUCAAUAGUAUGUAAAAAAAUUGUGUAACGUAGAAGAUGGAUCUUUUUUAAUGAAGUGAGCUAUUUUACUAGCUUCUAGUAUUCUGCUUUCAAAGUUUUCCUGCCUCUUUUUAAAGUACAUCUGAAAAAUGUUAACUAUAUUUCCAUUCCAUUUAUGAUUCAGCUAAGGAUGUGGCUGCAAGAAAGCAGGCUAACAUAAUUAAAUCAAUUAGAAGAGCUAGAUAUAUCUAAAGAAUAUUUAUGAAAUAAAUUUCUGUGUGAGCUUAAGGAUUCGAUGUCAUGAAUAAAAGCUACAUAGCCACC
Molecule: messenger RNA, 6306 nt
Organism: Alexandromys fortis (reed vole)
Lineage: Eukaryota; Metazoa; Chordata; Mammalia; Rodentia; Cricetidae
Gene: Mob3b
Product: MOB kinase activator 3B
Exons: 4
Coding region: 386-1036 (216 amino acids)
Cellular component (GO): cytoplasm
Source: RefSeq, a predicted model, not a curated record